GCUUGGCGCGAAUGCGGUAUUGAUCCUCAUAUGGUAUUACCGGCUUCAAACAAGUAUAUCGCAACCGAUUUCACAAUUCACCCACGGCCCCCAGAUGCACCAAAAGAUGCGCCGCAACUCCUCCUUUCCACUGACAUUUUCCGGUUAUGGUAUUACCCUGAUCAGGAAUUUCUCCUCCCCAAAGGGUUUGUCACCCUUCACCUUAUCAGUCCUUUGUCAUUCCAAACGCCAUUGCGCACACUACUCACGGCAUUAUACGUUGACUUGUUCGAGGAUCAUAUCAGUGAAGAUACCUACAACUGCAUGCUGGCUGGGAUGAUUGUCGAUGCCAAACGCACAACUCAGGGAAUCAAGCUCACUCUUGCUGGUUAUACUCACAAGCUGAGCUUACUAAUUCGAAAUAUUGUAGACAAACUGAUCCACUUUAGUGCUCCGACACCCGAUCGAUUUCGUUAUUUACGUGAAGAGAUCGGACGAGAGAUAAAAAAUUUCGAUAUGAAAGCUCCGUAUCAGCAGGCGGGAAUCUAUCUCACUAAUGUAAUCUCCGAUCAUUCUUGGAUCAACGAAGAUUUAGCCAAAGCAUUCCCCGGUAAGCUCAUUGUUUCAUUGCUAUUUUUGUUUGAUGAUAAUGAAAUUUUGGUCCCAUCCACUGCUGUAGUACAAUCAUUGGAAAUAUCUCAUGGGUAG
Messenger RNA from Echinostoma caproni, 687 nucleotides. Lineage: Eukaryota; Metazoa; Platyhelminthes; Trematoda; Plagiorchiida; Echinostomatidae. The record is from the annotation of a GenBank genome assembly.